GUCUGUCCCUUUAAACUAGCUUUUAGCGCUAUCUGCAAUCUUCAGUGUUAAUUUUUUUUAGUCUAAAGUCAAAUUUGAUUUGAAUUUGACAACAUACACACAACAGUUGAAAGCAGUUGAAGGAUUGGUUGUGAAUGAUAAUUGAUUUUCAAUUUCCCAAUUUCCUUUUUUAAACCACUUUAACACUUUAUUUCUUUUCACAACUCACUUCGUCUGUUCACUUCUCAUGUUCUUCAUUCAAACCUCUCAACCAUUUCAAUCACACUCACAAUCACAACCAUCACAACACCCACACCCACACCUAUCUUCAACUCAAACCAUUCAUCAAGACAACGAUGAUCCACGACUUACAAUACCCAAUCAACUUUUCAAGAAUUUAGUCAAUCCAUUCAAAUUCACCAAAUCGAACCCAAUCUAUAUCAUCGCGCUCUUUUAUCUGUUCACGAUUCAAUCUGUCGACGCUUUUUCACUUGAGUAUCAACAACUUUAUACACGUCAAGUCUCAAAUUCAUCAUCAUCUAAUCAAUAUUCACAUCAUGGAAUCGGUUUUGACAUUCAAGCUGUGCUCAUACCUAUUCUCGUGUGUUUAUCUGGUGUCUUUGCAGGACUCACACUUGGAUACAUGAGUUUAGAUUCAACUCAACUUUGUGUCCUAGCCAAGAGUGGUACACCAGACCAACAAAGGCUUGCAAAAAAGAUUGCACCUUUAAGAAAAGAUGGCCAUUUACUUUUGAUCACGUUAUUAAUUGCGAAUAUGGUUGCAAAUGAAACAUUACCGGUUGUAUCAGAUAACGUUUUAGGUGGUGGUAUCCAAGCUGUGGUCGUUUCAACUGUAUUGGUUAUUAUCUUUAGUGAAAUCAUACCACAGAGUGUUUGUUCAACUUAUGGACUUCAGAUAGGUGCCGCAUGCGCCAAACCGGUUCAAUUAUUAGUUUAUUUACUUUACCCAAUUUGUUGGCCCAUCGCUUGGCUCUUAACCAAGAUUUUAGGACCUCAUUCGGGAGUCAUCUAUCGUCGAGCUGAAUUGAAAGAAUUGGUUAACUUACACGCGAGUCAAGGUCAUCAUGGUGGUGAUCUAAAUCAAGAUGUAGUGACCAUCGUCGGUGCAGCCAUUGACUUACAAGAACGGGUUGUGAGAGAUUCAAUGACAGCUUUGGAUCAUUGUUUUAUGCUCAACGUUGAUACUCAAUUGGAUUACGAGACUUUGGUGGCUGUACUUGAAAGUGGCCAUUCUCGAAUCCCGGUCUAUGAAGACACACUUGAUCAAAAUGGUGUCACUAGACGUAAGAUUUUAGGUGCAUUGCUCACAAAACAACUCAUCUUGAUUGAUCCAGAAGAUGGAGUUCCUCUCAGGGACUUCCCACUCAAUCCACUUCCUGUUGUUGCCGAUAACAUGCCACUUCUCAACAUCUUGAAUUCUUUCCAGGAAGGUCGCAGUCAUUUGGCCAUUGUUUGUCCCCGUCAAGCCAAGGUUGCUUUUGCACCACUUCCGGCCACCACGCCAAUGAAUGAAUCUAACAUUGAACCAACAAAUGACUCAAAUAUUGACAUCAAAUCCGAGGCAGAUCCUACUGAGAAGAAGUCUUUCUUUAGAUUCUUUCAACGUAAGACUAAGAAAUCACCAGAACAUGAAUUCAAAGUUGAAGAACCACUGAGCAAUACAAUGAGUGAGAAGAACACCUCAACCACUCAAGUCAAUCAUCCCUCAUUCUGGCCCUUGUUGACCGAUCAACCUGUGGGGAUCAUCACACUGGAAGACGUUUUGGAAGAAUUACUUGGAGAACAGAUUUAUGAUGAAACGGAUCAUGACGAACGCGGUAACAUGGCUGUACAUCCAUAUGUACCACCGGAAGCAGCCGAAGCCAUGCGAAAAUCAAGCUCUCGUACCGAGUUACCUCCAAUUCCUAUCAAGAACAAACGAUGGAGCUUGAGUACCUUUCGUUCCUCCUCGAUGACAAAAUCUCGCAACCAGCAACCUAAACAAUCGAUUGAAGAUGAGCUUCUACAUGGUAAUUAUGAAGAAGUUGCAACACCUACUGACGAUGAGCAUAACCCCGCGAUGGAUAUGACACAUGACAUCAAGGACAAGAACUGCGACAAACCGCUCGUUAGUCAUCAUGAACAUGUUGACCUUCGUCAAACCAACAGCGCCUGUCCACCUUCCAUCAUUAGCACAACUAGUCACGCUUUUCCACAAUCAAUCAGCAGUCUCUAUCCUCCGACCAAUAGUAUCGGCCCCAAGAUCGACUUGGGAAUCCAACCUAGAUCAAUGAAGUCAUCUGUGAAUGGAGGAGGUACUAACACUACCUUUUCAGAUGCGAUCAGUUUGGAAAGAGGCAGAAGAGCAGUUGCAGUCGCUAGAGGAGCUGUACCUGGCAUCCUAAGCCAUCCUCCCAAUACGCGAACCGGAUCAUUCAAAGGCCCUGCUAGUUCUUCUUUACUCAAAGUUUCUAAACGGAUCAGUAAAGAGAAAGAAAGUAGACUUGAUGAUAAAGAGGACGGUAAAGAGGAUCAGAAAGAGGACGGUAAAGAAGAGGAUGAUGGUAAAGAAGAGGGUAAAGAAGCUCGUGAUGGUCAAGAAUCGAUUUUGAAAAAUGAAAACCAAGAUUCAAAUCAAGAACCGAAAUGAAAUGGAAUGAAUUGAGUAAUGAACGAAGACUGAAUAGUUUUUUUGAUUUUGAUGACUAUUUUCUUUUCAAGCUUGAUGUGAACACACCCACACACACACCUACACACUCCAAUGAUCAAAUCUCUUUCCUUUAAAUUGUAUUACUGAAAAAGAUUUCAACUCUUCUUCAAGCUACACCAUCCAGUCUCAGACACACACACAAAAAAAACACAAAAAACACACAAAAAAAAUAUUCAAACAAAUAAAGUCUAUUCAAGAGUUUGGUUUGGUUUGAUUUCUGUCCUUUUUGUAAAUUUAGAUCUGUAUUACAUACUUUGAUAUAACUAUCUGACUCUUUUUUUUGUACUAAGAACAUCCUCUUUUUUAUAGUUUUGAUUUCUUUUAUCCUGAGAGACAUUGAUUUAUGAUUGAAAUUAUAAAUUUAAAGCGUCCUUGAUAA
Melampsora larici-populina 98AG31 is the source of this 3068-nucleotide messenger RNA. RefSeq lists its product as uncharacterized. Gene Ontology annotation, biological process: magnesium ion homeostasis. Bases 227 to 2629 code for a protein of 800 amino acids. NCBI's taxonomy places the organism in Eukaryota, Fungi, Basidiomycota, Pucciniomycetes, Pucciniales, Melampsoraceae. Gene Ontology annotation, cellular component: intracellular membrane-bounded organelle. The record is from RefSeq and is a predicted model, not a curated record. The transcript is spliced from 5 exons.